UAGUUUCUUACAGGAACCAUCUAUUCUGUUGUCGGCCAGGGCGUGAGAGCAGUUCAGUCACCAUGGCUAACCUCGAAUGGACAUGGUAAACUCCUGUAAGAGGAUGCACGGCCAGCGCCAGCUCUAGCCCCUUUCUGAUUUCCACGAGAGUAUAAGCCAAGCAUACGUGUUUUGCUUCUUGUCCCUCCUCUCUCUGUCUCCAGCCUACAUGCUGAGCUGUGGAUUUCCCCAGAGACCGGCCUACGGGGACGUGACGGUCAGCAGCCUUCACCCUGGAGGAGAGGCCUAUUUCUACUGCUACACGGGCUACCAGCUCCAGGGCCAGUCCACACUCACCUGCCUCAAUGCUACCACCCCCCUCUGGAGUGGCAAGGAACCGCAGUGUCUGGCUGCCUGCGGAGGAGUCAUCAGGAACGCCACGGUGGGCCGGAUCGUAUCUCCUGGCUUCCCCGGGAACUACAGCAACAAUCUGACCUGCCACUGGGUGAUUGAGGCUCCGGGCGGAGAGAGACUGCACAUCCACUUUGAGAAGGUCGCCCUGGCAGAGGAUGAUGACAGACUCUUAAUCAAAAACGGGGACAACAUCGACUCUCCUCCGGUUUACGACUCCUACGAAGUGGAAUACCUGCCUAUCGAGGGGCUGGUGAGCGGGGAGAGACACUUCUUCAUAGAGCUCACUACCGACGGCUCCGUAGCCUCCACCGGCGUGGCUCUGAGAUACGAAGCCUUCGCCCCUGGGCACUGCUAUGAGCCCUUUGUGAAGUACGGGAACUACACCACGAGCGACGUUGCCUAUUCCGUGGGCACGGUGGUGGAGUUCAGCUGCGAGCCGGGCUACACGCUGGAGCAGGGCUCUGUGAUCAUCGAGUGCGUGGACAUCAGCGGCCCGCAGUGGAAUGAGACGGAGCCCGCGUGCAGAGCUGUCUGCAGCGGGGAGAUCACCGACUCAGCUGGAGUGGUUCUCUCUCCCAAUUGGCCGGAAGCCUACGAUAAGGGUCAGGACUGUAUCUGGGGAAUUCACGUCGAGGAAGACAAGAGAAUCAUGUUGGACAUCCGUGUGUGAGUAGAGAUCCAAGCAGCCAUAACAGACU
Messenger RNA from Polyodon spathula (Mississippi paddlefish), 1091 nucleotides. RefSeq names its product seizure protein 6 homolog. Gene Ontology annotation, biological process: regulation of dendrite development; synapse maturation. Lineage: Eukaryota; Metazoa; Chordata; Actinopteri; Acipenseriformes; Polyodontidae. The transcript is spliced from 5 exons. Gene Ontology annotation, cellular component: dendritic shaft; dendritic spine; endoplasmic reticulum. The record is from RefSeq and is a predicted model, not a curated record. Bases 209 to 1063 code for a protein of 284 amino acids.